AUGCUCUUGAAAUUCAAAAUAAUAUCACUAUAAUAAUAUCUAUAAAGUCUAUUUAAAACAAAUUUAUCUAAAGAGACUAUGAAGCUUAAAAAAAUAAGUACUCUUAAGACAGAUACAGAUUUACCAACCAUCAACUUACAAUCCUCAACAUAAAGUUCCAAACCUAUGAAAUUGCCCUUUCUAUUAUUAUCCCCUGCUCCCUAAAGGAGAAAUAAUCUCUCAUUUCAUUAGCAUCCUAAAAAGAUUUCCCCAGACUCGAAUUCCUCAUAAAACUUCAAAUCCUUCCGAGGAAGAAGUAUUACUUUAAAUAGAAAAAACAUAUCCUAAUUUAUUUAACCCAUCCCUUUAUAGUCAUUAUAACGAUAACAUUUGACUCAUAAAUCCAAGUUCGAAGAAUAGUUAUAAAAAAACAAAUCAGAUAAUCAACAAAAUAGAGAUUGCAAUCGAGAACAAGUAUAAACUGAAAAAAAUUACAUUCACUCUCAAAAUAAUAGAAAAAUAUAGUAAGGUUAAUGCAAAUUAAAUGAAAACAAAACAAAAUCAAAAGUUGGAUAAUAAUAAACAAAACAAAACUAAGCAAAGAAAGAAUAGACUUAUAAGAAAUACUCAUUUUAAUGCUUUUAAAAAUAGAUUCCAAAAUAUCAUUCAGAAUAUACUUAACAACUGAUUAAGCAAUAACCUAAAUUUUUAGAAUUUGGCAAUUGCCAUUACUUCGAUAACUCACAAAAAUGGGUUACUGAUUAUGAAAUCGCGUUAAAUAUGAGUGAAAUAUAAGAAAUGAAUGAAGAUGUUCUUUCUUCAAAAGCAUAAAGCACUUUUUUUAAUAAAGUCAUAUGA
Paramecium tetraurelia is the source of this 837-nucleotide messenger RNA. RefSeq lists its product as uncharacterized. The transcript has 3 exons. Lineage: Eukaryota; Ciliophora; Oligohymenophorea; Peniculida; Parameciidae. The record is from RefSeq and is a predicted model, not a curated record.